Lactuca saligna is the source of this 501-nucleotide messenger RNA. Lineage: Eukaryota; Viridiplantae; Streptophyta; Magnoliopsida; Asterales; Asteraceae. The record is from the annotation of a GenBank genome assembly.
AUGUUUCUCUUGGUGUUGGCGCCUCCCACCUCUGACCUCCGUCUAGCCCCGCCCCACCGUCCAACGCUUUCCAGCGUCACCCAGCUGAUGGAGCCCCUCAUCUUCGGCAAUCUCACCUGGCCUGCCCUUGCCAGCAACAUUCUGUCCGGUGACCUUAGGGUCACUGCUUCUAUUGCUCAAAUUUACAAGCCCUAUGUCUUAUUAAGGUAUGUUUUUCUUGAUUCUAAAUUCUCAAUGUUUUCGUUCUUCUAUAAGAUUCUCAUGGCUCCUUUACUUUCCAUCUUCGUGCUGUUAGAGUUUGUACUCCACGUUGGCUCUGAAUCCACGAGAGAAGUAGUAGAACAAAUCGAUGGAGAAGAAUUCACUGAGGAGUUGCUUUUCAGGCCACUUCCUGAUCAGAAAGCUCUUUCUAAUUUUCACUUCGAGAGUAGGGUUCCUCCGACAAAUUCUUAUGGACAUCACCACCGGCUUUUUCCCAAAGCUAUCUAUUAUCUUAUAUGA